Messenger RNA from Camellia sinensis, 818 nucleotides. NCBI's taxonomy places the organism in Eukaryota, Viridiplantae, Streptophyta, Magnoliopsida, Ericales, Theaceae. The record is from RefSeq and is a predicted model, not a curated record.
CCCAAAGAGAGAGAUGAAAGAGAAGCCAUGAGGCAGCGUGCUGUGGUUGAUCAUGAAGGUUGUGGCGAUGUGUGAUCAAGAUGGCUGUCUGUGAAUGUGGCUAGUUCAUUGUUGUUCGUAGCAGAGGUGGGUGAUGAGGAGACGGUGGUGUAUGAUUGUGGUGCUGGCGACGACAACGUGUGUUGAAGAUGGAGGUGGCGUGCGGUAGAGAUGGAAGUGAUAGCGACAUACACCCAUGGUGGAAAGCUCGUCGGAGGCUAUGUUGUGGUGGAUCUGAAAACAUGGAGAAGAUGAGGAGGAGGAGGCAGAGGGAAGGAAGGGGAUCUUGGAGAAAAUGAAGGCUGAGGAACUGAAGGGAUGAAACCGUUGGGUUAUGAAGAGAAUCUGUCAUGGCUCUCUCCUUGGAUCUGCAGGAUUUCAUUCUCCGUGCUCGGGUGCUGAAGCUGUACAGGUUGGCACUGAGGACUGCUAGAAGAGCUCCAGAUCAUUCGAGAGCUGAACUGACACAGACGAUUAGACAAGAGAUGGAGAAUAAUCGGAAUUGCCGUGACAAGCAGAGGAUUCGUUUCUUGAUUAGCGAAGGAUUGGGAAAAUUGAAAGGUUUGGAUGAGAUGCUUGAUAUGCAAGGUCAUUGAUAAUGUAAUGUAAUGGGAUUUUAUCUAAAAUAUGUUAUGAGAAUUUUGCCCUUUUCCGAAAUCUUGUUGAAGAUGAAUAUUUAUCACAAAUUCAACCGCAACAAUUCAUGUAAAGUUGUACCAAAAGAUACAUUUGUUAUUCAUAGUUACAACCAAAAAACAAGGUCAAUUCCUUAGCAAAUA